AUGGCUGUCUUGCAGCAUCUUCUCUGUGGUGUGGAUUCGGCGCUCUCCUUACCCCUGCCUGUGGUCGGUUUGGUAUUGCUCGUGGCAUAUGCUGGUGCGCUGGUCGUGUACCGGUUGUGGUUUAGUCCGAUUGCGCAGUUCCCGGGUCCGAAGCUCGCGGCGGUGACAUUCUGGUACGAGUUCUACUACGAUGUGAUCCUCGGCGGGCAGUAUACAUUCCAUAUCAUGGACCUGCACAAAAAGUACGGCCCUGUCGUCCGCAUCAACCCUCGUGAACUGCAUUUUUACACACCACAGUUCUACGAGGAGAUCUACGCGGGACCGACUCGUCGGCGCGACCGGUGGGACUACUACACCAAGGGAUUCGGCAUGCCCGGCGCGGGAGCCAGCACCAAUCCUCAUGACUUGCACAAAGCACGUCGCGCCGCAUUGAGCCCGUACUUCAGCAUGCAGAGCGUCCGCAAAUUGCAGGCGGUGAUAGAGGAGAAGGCCGACAUAUUGAUGAGGAGGUUCAAGCAGUUCGGAGAAUCCGCGCCAGAGCAUCGGAAACCGGUGGAUCUGCCGAUUGCAUUCGCUGCAUACGCUUACGAUGUCGUGGUGGAAUAUGCCUUUGCCAGAAGCGACCAUCAUCUCGAGGCCGAAGAUUUCGAGCCGUGGAUGCACCAUGCCGCCAUUGGCACAAGCUCGCUAGGCCAGAUUGCCAAGAACAUGUACUGGGUUUUCUGGCUUAUUUUGCAUAUCCCAGACUGGCUGGCGAGAAGGCUGGAUCCUAAUGGUACGUCGGUCUUAGAACAACAAUGGUGUUCGGCAGUGAACGAUCUGAUAAUGACUGUUAACGUGAUAUCAGCGAGUCGGUAUUUACAAUUCAAACGCGACAUCAACACGCAAAUCGAAAACAUCCGCUCCGGAUUUAACACUGCUCACAAGACAGCUUCUCAUCCGACCAUCUUCCACGAAAUUCUGCACAGCUCUCUUCCUGAAGCCGAAAAACGCACAUCUCGGCUUGCUGACGAGGGCGCCACCGUGGUCAGCGCCGGGACCGUCACCACGGCAUGGACGUUGCCCGUGACUGUGUACUAUCUACUGUCCGAUCCAGUAAGGUUGCGCAAACUUAAGACCGAACUCUACGAGGCCAUUCCCGACCCAACCAAGUCAACUCCCUUGCCGGAACUGGAGCGACUGCCGUAUCUCACCGGUGUGAUACAGGAAGGUCUACGACUCAGCUACGGGAUCUGCACGCGGCUGGAACGGAUCGCGCCGGACGAGACGUUGGUCUUCCAUGACGGCAACAAGGCUUGGAAGAUCCCGCCUGGCACGCCCAUGUCCAUGACCUCGAUGAUGAUUCACCAGAACUCAGAUAUCUUCCCGUCGCCUCUUGAGUAUCGUCCCGAACGGUGGAUCGAAAACCCCCGCCUCGACAAGUAUCUGGUGGCCUUCUCGAAGGGAAAGAUGCAGUGUCUGGGCAUCAAUCUUGCCUAUGCGGAGCUCUACCUCAUGCUGGCAAAGUUGUUUCGCGUCUAUGGGAGCAAGGAGGUGCGGUUUGAUGGUGAUGUCGGCCGGUUAGAGUUGUACGAGACCACCCUGAGAGAUGUCCAGGUCGCAGAGGAUAGGUUCAUUCCACUGCCGCCGCGAGAUAGUAAGGGCGUUAGGGUUACUGUGGAAUGUUUCUAG
Exophiala dermatitidis NIH/UT8656 is the source of this 1671-nucleotide messenger RNA. Its product is annotated as cytochrome P450. The coding region runs from base 1 to 1671 and encodes 556 amino acids. The record is from RefSeq and is a predicted model, not a curated record. Gene Ontology annotation, molecular function: monooxygenase activity; oxidoreductase activity, acting on paired donors, with incorporation or reduction of molecular oxygen; heme binding. The transcript is spliced from 4 exons. Lineage: Eukaryota; Fungi; Ascomycota; Eurotiomycetes; Chaetothyriales; Herpotrichiellaceae.